This is a messenger RNA of Styela clava, 2239 nucleotides long. NCBI's taxonomy places the organism in Eukaryota, Metazoa, Chordata, Ascidiacea, Stolidobranchia, Styelidae. The record is from RefSeq and is a predicted model, not a curated record.
UCGAAAACGCGCGUGUUACAAUUACGGCGACGGCGCUUUUUAGUCAUAGAAAUUCACAUAUCCGUACACGACCGGGCCAAUGAUGGAACGCGCUCUCUAUGCACAGCCAUGGAUAUGCACAUUUCUGGCAUAACCAUAAGUGUUUAUUUGGAGAACUAUGCACGUCAAGUAUGCUUAUAAUUCAGUCCGACCAAGUAGCAAACAGCCUGAAAAUAGACAAUGGUUUUGCCAUUGGCUAAAUUGCAGUAUAUUAGAAUAAGCGACAGUAAAGAAGACUGCCAAAUACAAGGAAUAAUGGCACGGAAUACAGACUAUGAGAAACAGGAUAAUAGAAACAACUUCGAAAGUGGAUCUGGAAACUCCUCACCGAUUCAACGAUUAUCGCCUGUGAUGCAAAACACUCCACAACUUCUCUCUCCUCCAGCAAACCCAAAUCAGCAACGCCAAAGGAGUCAACGUCAUUUACGAAACCAACAGCUAUAUCAAUCUCUUUCUGUUGACGAAAAAUCACCAACUUUACCAAAAAAGUCAAGUUUUGGAAAUUUUUUGGAUGUUCCGACCUCCCCAAGGGAGCCACUUUCCCUGCAAUCUGCCUCGAUAUCGACAGACGAAGGAAUUGUAACCGAUGAGCUGGCACCACACCAAACUCAGUGUUACCAAAAUGAUCGACAGCCAAUUGAGGCCCCAGAGUAUUCAACAACAAUGGGUUUGCCAGGUGUCUUCUGCGCCUGCUGUUAUAAUCACACCGUACGACAGUUCUUCAGAUCAGCAGCGCCGGCAGCAAUACCUGUAACUACGUUCUUUGAAGAAAAACCCCGCAAACUUUGUCGCAUAAAGUCAGAAGACGUUCCUCGUCGGCGACCUCCGCUUUCAAACGGUUGGCAACAACAGCAAACGAUACAAACGGAUGAUAUUCAACGACAACAACAUCAAAGAAUGACAUUCGAGGGGCGUGGCCAUAGUAUCAGUGACGCUCAAGUUCGUUACAGGCCGGAAUCUAAGGAAUUUAUUGGAAUUAAACAAUACAAGCACAGAAGAAAACUGCCUCGCAUUCCAAAUGUGGACUCCUUCGACGGACGAUUACCAGAAGACGCGGCGCCACCUCAGAGACAAAUCAGUAAGGUAAACUCUUCAGAUAGAGAAAUAAAUAAGAAGGAAGCACCAAAGCCUCGUUUGCAAAGACAACGUCGACAAUGUGUUGAUUCGUUUGACGACUGCAACACCGAAGCUUUAAAUAAAAGCCCGACACCAAGUGUACGGUUUCGAAAAAACAGCUUGUCUCCAACGCUGGACAGAAAAACACGGAAAGGCAGAGUAAACUCGGAAGAACGCGACACUAAUCCCUGUCAAUCUAAAGACAAGCCACAAACCAAGCCGAAAAGCAGUAAUACACUUUCGCCAGGAGGCGUUCAAACGUAUGCCUACCUUAACGGCAGUAACGUUUCCAGUUCAUACAUGGCCAAUCACCGCGCAAAAAGCAUGGACUGUGAAAGAAGAGUGCCAAUAGCUCAAGCUACGCCUUUACAAUCCAAAUCCUUCGAAGAACGCCGAAAUUAUGACGUCAUUAAUUUAGAAAAUUACGAAAAUGAUAGUGACAUACGACGUUCGAGUUCGUCUACGCAGGUCACCACACUGGCAGAUGAUAAAAACACCACUUCCAGUAAUGAAACUUUCAGUAAUAAAAAUACAACCAAGCCACAACGUUCAAUCGCAGAAAGACUAAUGUUAAUCGGACCGACUGAUCAACGAAGGGUACAGGGCAUAGUGCAAGAUGUUCUGGUAGAAAUGGGCGAAGAAAGAAUUCUGCAAUACAAAAGUGCUUUUGCCAAGUUCGAUAAGGACUCCAGUGGAAUUAUUAGUUCAAAACAAUUACGAAGAUUACUUCGAACCCUAGGACACAAUCCAGGAGACGACGAACUUCGGGAACUUGUCAAUCAAGUUGACAUGGAUGAGAAUGGAAAGAUUGAUUUCAACGAGUUCAUCAUUAUGAUAGGACAUUUCGACAAAUCCAACAACACUUCAGAAGACUUGAGCCAUAUUUUUCGCGUAUAUGAUGAAAGUACCGGAGGAAGCAUUAAUGUUGGUGAACUCCGUACAAUCUGUUCAGAAUAUCUUGUUGAAUCGGUGCCUUUGGAAAACAUUAACGAAAUGAUCGAUUUUAUUGACCGUGAUGGAGAUGGGGAAAUCAACCGCGAUGAACUUUGUCGAGUCUGGAGUAACCGAUGGUGACCGAACAAUU